UGUAUGUAUGUGUGUAAUUAUGUAUGUCUGUUUGUAUGUAUAAGUGUGAUGACUAUUUAACUUUGUCCUGUUUUCGAAUAGUCGAACUCACUGUUAUCCCCAAAUUUCAUUCUGAUCCUGAUUACUAUGAUGUAUGUAUAUAGAUUAGUCAAUUGAUUACGUAACCUCAUUUAAUAAUAAAGAGUCUUGAAUCAAUCUAUAACAUUAUAAUUGGCAGUAUCAUCUGUAUCCUCAUCACCAUCGUCACCAUCCUCAUGGUUGAUAGUCGUAUUCAUCAUGAUGAAUAUGGUUUUGAUGUUAUCACACGUUUAUUCAAUCAGCUUAUUUAAGUAGUAUAAAAGAGAAAAGAGAAAAAAAUUAUAAUCAUAUAUACAUUUGUACAACACAUACACACACACACAAUUAAGCAUAUCUACUAAAAGAUUUCAAUGUUGACUAUUAUCAUUCAAUGGUUUCAACAAUAUAAGAUCUUUAUCUGGAACGUAUAAUCAUUGAAUUAUUCAACAAGCAAUUACAUCCAUUCAAACUAUUGUACAUAUCAUUUUCCUAUUAUAAAACACUUCAUCAAUUAUGAAAUUUCAUUCUUAUCUAAUCUCUUUAUUCGGAAUUAUUUUACUACUUAAAUCAUUUAUAAGUAGUUUUCAAAUUCCAACUGUGAUUUAUAAUCUUGCUGAUGAAACGCCUACUGGUUCAUUAAUUGGUAAUAUAGCAGAGAAUUUAUCACCGGACUAUGUACAAAAAUAUACUUUCCUAUUAAUCUCUUCCAUAAAAUUUCAAUAUAUAAGUGAUUUCUUUAAAAUAACCCCAAAUGGUGAUCUAAUCACAUUACGUAAUAUUGAUCGUGAUGAUACUAAUGAUAUAUGUGGUCCAUUAGAUUGUUGUUCAUCCGUAGUAUGUCAAAUUGAAGCCAAUGUAAUCCUCACUAGACAAUGGGAUACCACAUGGAAACAAGAUUACCAUCCCCCUAAACAUUCGUUGGUCAAAAAUAAUCACAAUCCUGAUGAGGAAGAGUACAGACUAAACUCGGUCAAGCUGAAUGUAUCCAAUCAAAAAAAUAUCAUACGAUUAUAUAUACGAAUUAAUGAUGCUAAUGAUAAUCCACCACGUUUUAUGUCAACGAACCUCAUGAAAUAUGAUCCAUCAAAUGAAUCACAUCAAUUAUUGAAUAGACCAUUUAUUAUUUAUAUUCGAGAAGGUGAUACCAGUGGAUUUGAAGGUCUCCCAAUUGCUUCUGAUGCUGAUUCCGAAGUCAAUGGUAUAGUAAUGUACAAAUUGAUUGAACAAACAAGUAGCGGUGAUCCUGUUAAAGAACCAUGUCUGAAUAUCAGUAUGACCUAUAGUCAUGGGAAUUCAAUCAGUUCACAUCAUUUAAAUCCAAAAUUAAUACUUCUUAGAUCAUUAGAUUAUGAACGUCUAGAUGAUCGUGAAAUCUAUGCUACAUUCUAUGCAAUUGAUGGUGGUGAUCCAUCAUUAACUGGUUCAUUAUCAAUAAUAGUACGAUUAUUAGAUAUGAAUGAUAAUCCACCUAUUAUUCAACAAUAUACAGCAACAGAACAGUUGAUUACAUUACCAGAGAAUACAACUAUGGAUGAUAAACCAUUUUUCAUUGUGAAUGCAACCGAUGCGGAUUCCGGGGAGAAUGGUCGACUGACUUAUACAUUUAGUCCAUUAGCGAAUAGUUUAGUUCCAGUCAAGUUCAAUAUUGAUUCAAGAAAUGGUGCUAUUACUAUUCGUGAACCAUUAGAUUAUGAAAUUUAUUCGGAACGUCAAUUUAUAUUACCGAUUGUCGUGAAAGAUGCUGGUAGUCCACAACUAUCAAGUACUACAACAAUCUAUGUUCAGAUUAAAGAUAUUAAUGAUAAUAUACCAACAUUGGUUGUACAAGAGAAUAUGACUGUACCUGAAGAACAAAUGUUUACAAAACCAAUUGUUCGGUUUUAUGUUCGAGAUGAAGAUGAAGUAUCACAUGGUAAAAUUACUUGUAAACCAAUCCAAUUGAAUACAAGUCAUCUACAUGAUAAAGAAUUGAUAGCUGGUUAUGAUUAUUUAAGAUUACAUCCAAUCUCGGAUACUGUAUUUUUUAUUUUUACUAAAGGUAUAUUUGAUUAUGAAAAAAUACCACGUGCAUCUAUAUUAAUUGAAUGUUAUGAUUUAGCUGAUCAUAUUGAUCACUUAGAAACAUUGAAUAUUACCCAGCAACUAAAUGAAAUACAAGCACAGCAACAACAACACCCCCAACAUCCCCAGCAACAACCAUUGAAAUCAUUUCCAUUACGUAUAACAAUAGCUAUAUCGGAUCAAAAUGAUAAUAUCCCAUUAUUUAUACAAUCUAAAUAUUAUGUUCAAAUACCUGAACAUAUACCAGAUGGAUCAUUUAUUAUGGAAAUUAAAGCAUACGAUUUAGAUCAUGGUGAAUAUGGUCAAUUAACAUAUCAAUUAGGUCCAAUCAUAUUCAAUUAUAUUCAUGAUCAAGUUGUGGAAGAAGGAGACGAAGGGGGGAAACAUAUAUUACCACCAUCAUCACCCCCAUCACCACCACCUCACCAACAACCAUUUCAUAUUGAUCCAUUGACUGGUAGGAUUACAGUAUUACAUAAUCAAUUAUUAGAUCAUGAAUUAAUUGAUUUUUUAAAUUUAACUAUUAUUGUUAAAGAUAAAGGUAAUUUAACAUCUACAACACAAUUAAUUAUACAAUUAAUCGAUAUUAAUGAUCAUUUACCUAAAUUAUUAAAUUCAAUUAAUAUUGAUUUUAUUGAAAAUCAAAAAAUCAAUACUUUUAUUGAUUUUAUACAUUUAAUUGAUUUAGAUCAAAAUUUUAAUUAUUCACGUAUACAUUUAUUAUUAAAUAAUAAUAAUGAUCAAUUAAUCAAUAAUCAAUCAAUCAAUAAUCGACCAAUCGAUAAUCCAUAUAAUCAUUAUAUUAAAAUGAUACCAGAUCCAAAUUUUAAUUAUACAAAAAUUACAAAAACAGAAUUAAUUAAUGAAUAUGAAUUAAAAGCAUUACUUAUUAGCCGAUCAGUAAUAGAUCGUGAAAAAGUGGAUCAAAUUUUUUAUAAAAUUAUAACUUAUAAUGAUAAUACUGAUAUUGAAUUAAUAAGUAGUAUAACAUAUACAUUAACGAUUAAUAUAUUAGAUGAAAAUGAUAAUAUCCCAAUAUGUAUAUAUCCUAUUUAUAAUAGUAUUAUUAAUUAUUAUGAUCAAGAUCAAGAUCAGGAUCGAGAUCGGGAUCAGGAUCCAGAUCAGGAUCAGGAUCAAGAUCAUUCAAUGAUGAUGGUUUAUACAAGUACACCAAUCUAUAGUUUUAUAUUGCAAAUUAAAGGUUAUGAUCCAGAUUAUGAUUCAAAUGGUACUAUUAUAUAUCAAUUAAAUCAAUAUACAAAUGGUAGUCAAUUUUUUUAUUUAAAUGAAACCAGUGGUAAAUUAUAUACCAAUUGGUUAACUCAUACCUAUUUCCCCCCACAUCUGGAUCAUGCUAUUCAAACAAACCCCUCACAAAUUGAACCUAUUGAAGGUAUUUAUCAACUGAAGAUACUACUUAAAGAUAUGGGUAUACCAUCAUUAUCAAAAGAAACACAAUUUUAUAUUAAAAUUCAUUCAUUGAAUAUUGAUUUAAUCAAUAAAUCAAUAAUCAAUAAUCAAUCAAUCAAAUCCAAUCAAAAAUUACCAUAUUGGUUUAAUCAUCAUCAUUGGGUAUUGAUUUUAGUCAUGAUUUCUAUAAUCUUACUACUUAUCAUUAUAAGUAGUAUUAUAUUAUGGAUUAAAUCAUAUUGUAAAUUAAAAUUAUGUUCUACUAUUAAAAGUAAAUGUAAACCAAUUUUAAUAAAAUCAAUCAAAAAACAAGAUCAAUCAUUGAUCAUUAAACCAUAUCAAUCAAAUGAUUUAUUAAAAAUCGAUAAUAUUCCAUCAAAAUUAAUCAAUAAUGAGAUUAGAUCAGAUAACAAUAUGAUUGAUCAAUCAAUUAAUAAUCGAUAUACUACUCAUUAUUCAAUAAAUGAUCAUUUUAAUAUGAAUACUACUAAUAAUACUACUUAUAAUAAUGAUAAUAAUAAUGAUCUAUUUAGUUAUAGUAAUCAUUUACAUACAAAUCCAAUCUGUUCAUUUCCUUACUCUUAUGAAACUGGUAGUAAUAAUGAUUAUUAUCAUCAAUCUAUGGGACGAAGAUGGACUUCAGGAGAUCCGUCCAAUCUUUAUUAUUCUAUAAGGAAUAGUCAUCCGAAUAUAUCGAAUACGCCUUUGAACAAUCCUGAUAUUGAAAUGUAUACUGAUAGUAACAAUAAUCCUAAUCAUAAUGAUGGUUAUUUACAAUCAACCAUUCAAAGAACCUAUGGAAAUUCUAUCGUUUAUUCAGGAUAUACAUAUUCACAUUUAUCCCCUAUACAUGAUCUUGGUUAUUAUGAUCAAUAUCAAAAUCAACAAAGAAAUAUGAAAUUCUGUUGAUCAUCAAAAACCCAUUCCAUCAUUCCAAUCAAGAUGGUUUGGUCCUUAUUAUUGUUUUAUCUCUUCCAAAUUUCAACUUGAAGUUAACCCUAACUCCUGAUAGGCUUGAUAUGUUGAUUUUCACUUUCAACAAUAUCCCCUAACUUGAAUACUGUAUCCUUCCAAUCGAAUAACCCACUUCAUUGAUAUCUAUUUAUCUAUGUAUAUAUAUUCGUUAAAGUGCAUUUCUUGUUUGACUUCAGAGGAUUUUUCUUCUCUUCUACUGAAUGUUAUUUUCUCUUAGGUCCUUAUUUCUUCUGAUGUACAAAGAAAACAAUGUCAAAUGAUUGUUCUAGCUUGAAAUCAUUACUCUGUUUGUUUGUUUAUUUAUUUAUUUUCACUCUUCCCUGUAAUGUACUCGACACAGUUUCAUAACUAUCAAUAUGAAAGAAGACGGCCUAUUUGAAUAUCUAAGUUACCUGUUCCUGUCAUCUUAACACUUCAACAGAUGCCUUUCUGAAAUGUGUACAACCUUUCAUUGUAUAAGUUAUUAAAGGCUCAAUCAAAGAUAUCAUAGUUGUUGACAUUAUAUACAGCGAAGAGAAUGUAUACGAUUCAGAUGUCGAUUUACUGGAUUAUGAACUUCCAACUGGAGACUAUUCAAUACUUAUCAUCAGGAUCGAUAAUGAUUCCAUUAGAUACCCAUUAUACCUGUGCUAAUCCAUAACCGAAUACACUAACUAUGUCAACUUCAUAUAGAAGUCUAUGCUCUUUUUUUGAAUCACUGGACUAAAGAACAUACUUCCUUUAAUAGUAUGCCAUAAAUGAAAUUAUGAUUCGUUCAAAUCUAAUAACUAACGAAACCUUUAUGCAUAAUGAAGUCGAUGGUUUUUGGUAUCUUCUUCUCACUUGUCGUUGAAUCAAACUGUUAUCAAUAUGUUCAUUGAUGAAUUGUAAUUGCUUCUUAUAUAAAUAAACUGGAAACUUUAUUCUUUAUCCUGA
Messenger RNA from Schistosoma rodhaini, 5418 nucleotides. NCBI's taxonomy places the organism in Eukaryota, Metazoa, Platyhelminthes, Trematoda, Strigeidida, Schistosomatidae. The record is from the annotation of a GenBank genome assembly.